AUGACUCCUUCAAAACUUUGUAAUGUUUGCGCGAGAGCUAUCAAACAAGCAUCUCGUUCCAAAUCCAGGAACUUUUCUUCGAAAGGAAAAAAUUUUUCAUCAAUUUCUCCAAAACUCGGCAGUUCCAUCAAUUCUAUUGAUAUCAAUAGCAUGUCUCUGAAGAAAGCAAUACCUGGACUUUCGGAAGCCAAAUAUCUGAAGCAAGCCGACGUCAAACCUUUCAAUACGGAAUUAACAGUUCUCGAAAAUGGACUGAGAGUAGCUACAGAGCCUCAUUAUGGGAUGUAUUGCACCGUUGGAGGUAUGUUUAAUAUUCUUACUAAUACAUUAUAUGUAUAG
Messenger RNA from Thelazia callipaeda (thelaziosis nematode), 339 nucleotides. The record is from the annotation of a GenBank genome assembly. NCBI's taxonomy places the organism in Eukaryota, Metazoa, Nematoda, Chromadorea, Rhabditida, Thelaziidae.